This is a messenger RNA of Camelus dromedarius (Arabian camel), 3301 nucleotides long. It is a transcript of the gene KLF10, whose product is annotated as KLF transcription factor 10. Gene Ontology annotation, biological process: regulation of transcription by RNA polymerase II. The coding region runs from base 532 to 1974 and encodes 480 amino acids. Gene Ontology annotation, molecular function: DNA-binding transcription factor activity, RNA polymerase II-specific; RNA polymerase II cis-regulatory region sequence-specific DNA binding. NCBI's taxonomy places the organism in Eukaryota, Metazoa, Chordata, Mammalia, Artiodactyla, Camelidae. The record is from RefSeq and is a predicted model, not a curated record. The transcript has 4 exons.
AGCUGGCAUCCCUCCCCACCUCCCACGUGGGGCCAGCCCUCCGCAGUGCCUGGGCGCGCCGCUGCCGCGCCUCCCGGCUAGGCCCCCGUCCUCGGCACCGCCCCUCCUAGGCCCGGGAGGAGGACCCCAGGCGAGGGGUGAGUGAGGGGUGGGGGCGGUGUCACUGAGUCAGGUGGCGGCGGGAGUUCCCUCGGGCUGGGCCGAGGGAACGCGCUGCCGGGGAUUGUGUACACGCUCCACUGACACAAGCUUCACGCUGCCGGGCAGCCGCUGAUCACGCGUGGCCCUGCGAGCCCAUUGGCCGGCGCCUCACACACCUUUGUUGCUGAUUGGCCAGCCACAGACUCCGCCCCCGCCCCCGCCCGCGGCGCGGGGCAGGCGGAGCGGCUACCUGAAUGGGGAGGGGGCAGACGGCGCGGAGCGCAGCGGCGGCGGGAGCGGCGUCGAGUGUCUCUGGGCGCCCGUCUGUGGCCAGGCAGCCAAGCAGCCUAGCAUCCAGUCAGCUCGCCGCCGGCGGCUAGGCAGCCAACCAUGCUCAACUUCGGCGCUUCUCUUCAGCAGGCUGCGGAGGAAAGAAUGGAAAUGAUUUCUGAAAGAUCCAAAGAGAGUGUGUAUUCCUGGAACAAAGCUGCAGAGAAAAGUGAUUUUGAAGCUGUAGAAGCACUUAUGUCAAUGAGCUGCAGUUGGAAGUCUGAUUUUAAGAAAUACAUUGAAAACAGACCUGUUACUCCGGUGUCUGAUAUGUCAGAGGAAGAGAAUCUGCUUCCUGGUACACCUGAUUUUCAUACAAUCCCAGCAUUUUGUUUGACUCCACCUUACAGUCCCUCUGACUUUGAACCCUCUCAAGUGUCAAAUCUGAUGGCACCAGCGCCAUCUACUGGACACUUCAAAUCAUUGUCAGACACUGCCAAGCCUCACAUUGCUGCUGCACCUUUCAAAGAGGAGAAGAGCCCAGUACCUGUCCCCAAACUCCCCAAGGCUCAGGCAACCAGUGUGAUUCGUCAUACAGCUGAUGCCCAGCUGUGUAACCACCGAUCCUGUCCAGUGAAAGCAGCCAGCAUCCUCAAUUACCAGGACAAUUCUUUUCGAAGAAGAACCCACCUAAAUGUUGAGGCUGCAAGAAAAAACAUACCUUGCGCAGCUGUGUCACCAAACAGAUCCAAACGUGAGAGAGACACAGUGGCAGAUGUUGAUGAGAAAGCAGAUGCUGCACUUUAUGACUUUUCUGUGCCUUCCUCAGAGACAGUCAUCUGUAGAUCUCAGCCAGCCCCCGCGUCCCCACAGCAGAAGUCGGUGUUAGUCUCUCCACCUGCAGUAUCAACAGGGGGGGUGCCACCUAUGCCGGUCAUCUGCCAGAUGGUUCCCCUCCCUGCAAACAACCCUGUUGUGACAACAGUCGUUCCCAGCACUCCGCCCAGUCAGCCACCAGCUGUCUGCCCGCCUGUUGUAUUCAUGGGCACCCAGGUGCCCAAAGGCGCCGUCAUGUUUGUCGUACCCCAGCCCGUGGUUCAGAACCCAAAGCCUCCAGUGGUGAGCCCAAAUGGCACCAGACUCUCUCCCAUUGCCCCUGCUCCAGGGUUUUCCCCUUCAGCAGCAAAAGUCACUCCUCAGAUGGACUCAUCGAGGAUAAGAAGUCACAUCUGUAGCCACCCAGGAUGUGGCAAGACCUACUUUAAAAGUUCUCAUCUGAAGGCCCACAUGAGAACGCAUACAGGAGAAAAACCUUUUAGCUGUAGCUGGAAAGGUUGUGAAAGGAGGUUUGCCCGUUCAGAUGAACUGUCCAGGCACCGACGAACCCACACAGGCGAGAAGAAAUUUGCCUGUCCCAUGUGUGACCGGCGGUUCAUGAGGAGCGACCAUUUGACCAAGCAUGCCCGGCGCCAUCUAUCAGCCAAGAAGCUACCAAACUGGCAGAUGGAAGUGAGCAAGUUAAAUGACAUUACCCUACCUCCAACCCCUGCUCCCACGCAGUGACAGAUUGGAUGGCAAAGAAUGAGAACUAACUUUGGUCACAGCCAGGAGCCAGUGGUGAUAUAAAAAUGCUUCCACUGCAAGUCUGUGGCCCUUCGGUGGGGGCUGAAAGCAGAAGCCCCACAGCCCGGAGCGAAGGCCCAGCCUGGGUUAGGCGGCAAGAAGUGCUGCGGCCACAGGCGGGUCACAGAGUGUGGGACUCAUUUCUCAUUGCACAGGAGACAUGAGAAAGCCUUUAUUCCUUUAAAUAUAUUUUGAAGGUUUCAGGUGAGGUCAACACAGGUAGCACAGAUUUUGAUUUGUGUGCACAAUUUGUUACUUUACUUUCACCAUUUAUACUUGAGACCAACUUUUCAAUGUGAUUCUUCUAAAGCACUGGUUUCAAGAGUGUAGAGACUGGAAAUAAACAUUACGGUACAGAGAUGGAGAUGUAAAAUUGAUUUGUAUCAUCAUGAAUAUUAUUAUCUUAGCGUUAUCUUGUUUACUACUCUUGGUCUUUCCAUUCAAUUUUGUGGACGUAGUUAAAUAUAUCUAGAACUAGCAUUUUUACUCUAGUUGCUGACAUUUGGAUUUUAGCAGCUGUAUAUUGCUGAAGAGGUCCCAAAGAAUUGGAAUCCUCAUUAAGUUAAUUGCUUUGAAGUGUAUCUUCGAAUUUUUUUUGCAUUUUUUUGAAAGUUUAACAAGUGACUAUAACUUGGCAUUUUAUUAUGCUUUGAACUUUAGUUUGCCUGCAGUUUCUUGUGUAGAUUUGAAAACUGUAUACCAGUAUGUUUUCUGUAGACUCUAAAAUACACUGCACUUUGUUUAAAAACAAAUUGAAGAUGAAAACAUAUAUUGUAAAGAAGGGAUGUUAAGGAUUUUAGAUAACUCCUUGAAAAAGAUGGCUUAGGUCAUCAGUAAAGUACCCUUAUGAGGAUACAACGUGUGCUCUAUUGAAUUAGAAAAUUAAUGCCCAUUAUUCACAAAGGGACAGAUGCCCUGUUAAUUUAUAGGAGUUUUUUUGGGAACUAGGUAGAUAGAAAAAUGAUUAGUACAUUCACUUCUGUUAACAGUAUUUCUGUUAUAUUUUAUUGUAUAGUGGAUGGUAUACACAGUGGUGAAACAAAAGUCAGUUGUUUAAAAUAUAUAGUGAAAAACGUCACUAUGUCUUUCCAUUUAACAUUUUUCUCUAUAUUGGGUGUAGAUUUUUGCCAUCAAAACUUUGGACCCUUGGAAAACAAAAGGAUUUUCUUUUAAUAAAAAAAAAAUUCUUGUGAUUUACAAUUUGCACAAUAUUUCUUUUGUUGUACUUUAUAUCUUGUUUACAAUAAAGAAUUUCUUUUGGUAUAUA